AUGACAUCUUUGAGCGAAUCAUUAGUAAAUAUGAGUCAAAGAGAAAAUCUUAAACAAAAGUUUGUUGAUGAUGAAAUCAGAUCUGAAAAGAGAAAGCAGAUGUUUGCUUUGUUGACUGCAAUUAGAGAAGCAAAGCCAGAUUGCUUAUCAGACGAAACAGAUGAAACAAGAAAUAGAUUAGAGAGACUAGAAAACUUAAUAGAAAGCUUAGCAGAUUAA
Messenger RNA from Trichomonas vaginalis G3, 219 nucleotides. RefSeq lists its product as uncharacterized. NCBI's taxonomy places the organism in Eukaryota, Parabasalia, Trichomonadida, Trichomonadidae. The record is from RefSeq and is a predicted model, not a curated record. The transcript has a single exon. The coding region runs from base 1 to 219 and encodes 72 amino acids.